UCCCCUCACGCCUCCCCACCCCAAAUCUCUAGUCCUCACCCAAGCUUCAGCAAGACGAAAGCCCACAAACCAUGCUCUCUAUCCUAACCCGCAAACGCCACCUUCUCCCCAAUCUCAAGCCCCAAACGAAACGCAACCGGGAGACAUCACACCAGCAGAACAAUGCCAAAGAAAACCUACCAGCCCCAAACAACAAAGCCAACGAAGGAUUCCACUUCACCACACAGCUCCGCAUCCACCACCAAGCACCAGCUCUAGCAAUCUCAAAGAACCCCCCAACGAACCGGGUAGCUGAACACCCAGACAAAGAAAACCUCUCAUAUGAGAAUGGAAGGUUCCUGCUCUGCGACCACAACAGAGAGAGGGAUGAGAUGCAUAAAGGCAUGAGCGCCCUCCUUGAGGAUGACCCUGAACCUAUUGGACGCGCAUAUGGCUCUCCGUGCAGUGGUUUCUCCUCUUCCUGCUCAUCCUAUUAUUACUGUCCCUACCCGCCGGAUAGUCUAUCAACGACCUGGCAAUCAAUACCAACCCCCUCUGAUAAGAUUUGGCUAUCAGAUGACACUAACGACGACAAGAUGAGAGCAAGCAGAAGUACGAGUAGUCUUGCGACGAAGGCUCGGGGUUACCAUCCCCCGCAGCAAACCCCACACCACCAUCACCACCACCACCAACAACAAAAACAGCAGAGACAGCACCAGCAGCAGCAUCUGAGUCCGCAGGGAAGAAGCACACAGGACAAUGGAACCCAGGACCGGGACCGACGUCCAAAUAUCAGGAAAGCACGAUCGGGAAGCUUUCUCCUUCCCCCUUCUUCUUCGAAUUCUUCUUCCUCUUCGCCCGUGCGCAGGGCCUCUUACCAUUCGAUUCCGAGUACUAGCCGGCUGCUUCAGGGGACGGUGUCCUCGCGGUCUAAAAUGGUGGGAGCCGCCGCUGCUGCUGCUGUAGCUGCUACACAAGCACGAGCACAAGCACAAUCGCAGAGACGAACACAAAGUCCUAAAAGAACAGGGAUGCGUGACCCCAGCCCGCCGAAAAGAGUCCGAUGGACGGGCAAGUUCGAGAACCUGCGUGCCCAAACCACCAGACAGCAGAAGAGCAGCAGGAUGAAGAAGGAGGGACCGCCGAUUCUGCGUACACCUGAGCUAGAAAGGGAAGGGGAAUCACGGAGCAGGGGGGCCGAGCGAGUAUCCCCACCUCCUCCUUCUCCGACACCCCCAUUGCCUAAGAUUCGAAUCACGCGGAUCCAGGAUUCCCAUGAUGAUGGUUAUGAUGAUUUCGGUAGUAGUAGGGACGUGGCUGCUAUGACGAAGACUGCGCCUCCUACAACAGCAACAACAACAACACCAGCUCCAUUCCAGCCCAGACAACAGCAACCCACCCGGAGCCACCCCCAACGAAAGAUUCUCUUGCGCACCCAGGAAGAAAAGAUGGCACCGGUUCCCUCGCCCCGCAGCUUCACGCACACCCGCAUCGCCUCGCUCCCAUCGAUCGUCAAGGCGCUGAACAGACCCAAGCUGAUCGCCCGGCCGGCCUCGUUCACCCAGGUCUGGGAGCCGAAGAACCACGCCUACUGGCUGGGCCGGUUCGUGACGCUCACAAACGCCUUCCACUACGAGGAUUCCUUCCAGCAGCCCGACGCGGCCACGGGGUUCGGCAUGCUUUCGAGCUACUCACGGCCAUUGGGGGAUUCAGAAGGUGACCUGCCGAACUAUCGCAUCAAGCGGGCGUUCAUGGUGCUUGAGAAUGUGUGUGUGACCGACAAGGCGAGCGAUAGCCUUCGGAGGUUCCGGGAAGAGUAUGUAGCGAGACAUGGGGACCGAUGGAUGGAUUGAGUUUCUUUUUUUUUUGCUUGAUACUUUGGUUGAGAUGUUUCUUUGUGUGGGGUGGAUAGCGAGGCUGGACCUCGUUUGUUGUUUAGUGUAAAUGUACUAUAAGUGACUGAGAAUGUCAAAGGAAUGUUGGAUGAGGGGGCUGGCCGUGUUUCCGAUUUGUAUGCUUGCUUGAAUUGUGAAGUCCCGGUAGUUGGUCGUCAAUCCGUCGAUGGCCUAUUUCCGUAU
Molecule: messenger RNA, 2057 nt
Organism: Aspergillus homomorphus CBS 101889
Lineage: Eukaryota; Fungi; Ascomycota; Eurotiomycetes; Eurotiales; Aspergillaceae
Exons: 1
Coding region: 72-1832 (586 amino acids)
Source: RefSeq, a predicted model, not a curated record